CACAGGGCAAGGAAUAUUUCCUUUACGGUGUUUAACGUAUAAUGGAUAAAACAGAUAGUUCCACAGCCAUGGCGUCUUUAGCGGCCAUGUACACGGAAUCAGACAAAUCGGACGACGAAGAAAAAGGUGAACAAGAGGUUGAUAAAAUCUCAGACGACGAAGCUGAUCCGGACGUCAACAGAUCCAGACCUACGUCCGCCGUGCCAUCAUUUCUACAGGAGGACGACAACAACUCUGUAUCAAGUCUGAAAUUCGGGACUGAUCAAGAAAGUUCAUCUGAGUCCAGAAAACGAAAAGCUAUGAAGUUGGUAUCUUAUACUGGAGAAGACUUAGACGAUGAUGCUGAUCUGGAUGCAGAUGGUGGUAGUGAUAUGGAAGACAGAGUGGAAGUUAUAGCAAAGAUAGGAUUGGUCGAUUAUAACAGCACCAUGGAUCUGGAUUCAUCAUCUUUAUCAAGAAGUGUGUUAAAUCGCUCAUCAGAUGAUGAAAUACAAAUUCCACCAGAGCCUCCAGGUAGAUGUGCCACUCAUCUUCAGACAAAGAUAGCAAAGUUGCAUGAGAGGAUGAGAAGGGAAGGGCUAAGUUUGAGCAGAGCUAUUCAGAGGAAAAAGGAAGUGAGAAAUCCAAGUAUCUACGAAAAGUUAAUUGAUUUCUGCGACAUAGAUGAAAAAGGAACAAAUUACCCACCAGAAAUCUAUGACCCACAUAUCUGGAACAAGCAAUCGUAUUAUGAUGCUUUAGAUAAAGUACAAAAAGCUGAGAUGGAGAAGAGGGAGAAAGAGAGGAAAGAACGGACUAAGGUCGAAUUUGUUACUGGAACCAAAAAGUCUUCAGAUUCCAUAUUAGAUGACAAGAAGAGAAAGAGCAAGUGGGAUGCUCUGCCAUCUCAGCGAACUGCUGCUAGUAUAACCACAGUCACCUCAACCACCUCGUCCAAAACUACUAUCAUUUCAGCCGUGGGAAGCUUCAUGGUGAAGAAAUCAAAAUGAAGCGCCAUGACAUCACAGAUCAUUGUAAUAUACCCAUCUUUAACAAAAAUGAUGCCACAGAAAGAUCCAAAGAUCUGAAUCAACUUUCAUAACAUUCGUUCCAAUGUGCAAUGAGAAUUUAGGGUCUUGUUGUUAUAACAAAUGUGAGUCACCAGAUCUUGAGGUGGCAAGACGACAACCAUUAAUUACCUGGAAUACAUCUUCUGUAACAUUCCACAAGUCCCUGAUCUGCCAUUUUAGAAACAUUGUAUCUAGUCUAAGCCAAAUCAGAAUGUGUACCUACAGUUUGGUGGUUGUAUUUUUUUUUUUUUUUUAUCAUAACACUAAAAUGGGUUUGUACAACAGAACCCAGAAAUAACAGAACAUUAGCCACUCUGGCCUUUGUGGAACAGAUCCCAGGAAUAACAGAACAUUAGCCACUCUGGUUUUUGUUGGACAGAACCUAGGAAUCACAGAACAUUAGUCACUAUGGCUUUUGUGCAACAGAACUCAGGAAUAACAGAUCUUUAGGACCUGGCAUUUGUGGAACAGAGCCCAGGAAUAACAGAACAUUAGCCAUUUUGGCUUUUGUGGAACAGAACCCAGUAAUAACAGAACAUUAGCCACUCUGGCCUUUGUGGAACAUAACACUGGAAUAACAGAACACCAGUUAAACUCCCCUACACGUUUAUUUUUACAUGAUAAUGAACCUCUGUAAAUAUAGUUUAGUAAUGUGUAUCAUUAUUUGAAAGACUUGUACAUAUGUGUUGCCAUGGUAAUACAUGUUUUGUAUCACGUCAGGCUAUCUGUCAGUAUGCUGUGUCUGGAUGUGAUGUCAUGUCUGGUGUCUAUGGCAUGGCAAGCCAGUAAGACAGGCUUGAACAGCAGUAGAGAUACAUACAUUGUACAAUUAAGUACAUACUUAAUUCAUCUGGGGCCUCUGUGGCCUUGUACUUAGUGUGCUAGCGCAGCAGAAGGACCCAGGAGCCUUUCACCCAUGAGAUUGCUAUACAGUACAGUUCCAGUACAGCUCAUGCUUGCUUCCAUUCAGGUUGUACGAGAGAACGUCUGUCAGCAACCUGCAGAUGGUCAAUGGUUUCCACCAGGCUCUGCCCACCAAAAUGCUGGCUGCCUUCGUAUUAGUUAAAUGUUCUUGAGAGCAGCCUGUAUGCCAUGUCAAUGUAACAGAUAGGAAAAUCCCCAUCAAGAUGACCUACUUGUGCACAUACAGUUUAUCGCAGUAUUCUCUCCUGAAUAGAUGAAUAUAAAUCACCAAUGGGAUCUACCUAAGGUACUAAAAUAAUGUUGACGAGACUUCUGAAAUCCCAGUCAAAGACAAUUUAAAUUUUUAUUUUUUCUUCUAUGGCAACCACUGCUCAUGCUGCAUUUUAUUAUAUUGUACUUUUUAGUAUAUAAUGACAGUACAUAUAGUUGAUAUGACCAUGUGCUAAGAAUUCAGUUUGGUGUAGAGACCAUAGUAAACACAAAAUACCAUUGCAUUCUGAGAGCACCAGACUGAACUGAUUUGAAUACCAGUGCCUGUAUGCCUGAAAUACUUGUUGUCAGGGUGAUGGUAUUUAUCUCAGGUGUGACUCACUCAAAGUACAUACAUCACAAAACAUAAUUACAUGUAUUGUCAUUGGUUGCUUAAACUUACUUGUCCAGAUAUACAGUAAGUGCACUAAACAUGUACAUUUAUCCUUUCUUCAUCAUUGAUGUUCUUCAGCAGCACAGGGUCUUGAUAAAGUUUCAUUGUUGCCUAAGUGCUAUUUUGUGUAGGUUGAUUCUUGUUUCUAAAUUUCCAAAGGAUGAAAAAUUAAUUACCUUUUUGUGAACUUUUCUUCAAAUGGAAUUGCGCUGUUAAAUUUAAAUGGGAGUUUUUUGUAUGGUAGUGUUUGUUUUACCUUGUAAGGUUUUUGUUUUUU
This is a messenger RNA of Liolophura sinensis, 2893 nucleotides long. Its product is annotated as SAP30-binding protein-like. The record is from RefSeq and is a predicted model, not a curated record. The coding region runs from base 42 to 989 and encodes 315 amino acids. Gene Ontology annotation, cellular component: nucleus. NCBI's taxonomy places the organism in Eukaryota, Metazoa, Mollusca, Polyplacophora, Chitonida, Chitonidae. The transcript is spliced from 10 exons. Gene Ontology annotation, biological process: regulation of DNA-templated transcription.